GCCUCUUAUAGCACUUUUAUCUGAUUAUUACACUCCAUAAAUAGGAAAAUAUUCACCUUUCAAGUCAAAAGAAUCAAUCAGUCAAUCAAUAAAGAUGAGUAAGACAAUUGUAGUUAUUUUGAUUGGAUUUCUGGCUAUUCAAGUUAGUCAUCAAUCUCCGGUCAACGAUGAUGAUAAUAUUGUGUCUAUGUUAUCAACAGUCUACGAGAAAUAUCUAAAAUUAGCCGAUUCUGUCAUUGACAGUAUCAAUGUCAGUUUAUAUAUGUAUGAGGAAGACAAACAAUAUUUCCAGGAUGCUACUCUAGGAGAAUUGCUCCCAAUUUUUCUAGAUUACAAUCACCAAUUCGUAGACAUUCUUAGAGAACUACAAGCUGAAUCUGACGAUGAUGUUCAAGCUUUUAUCCAAUGUCUUAGGAACGAAAGAGCGAGUGUUGAUCAAGCUAUCAAUAAAACUUUUUACGAUGUGGCUGAUUGUGGCUUCUCCGCAUUCGACGAAGCACUUCCUUACUUGAAGGACAUUAUGACAAAUCAAAUGGAGGUUCAUCAGAAAGUUCAAGACCAAAUUGAUAACUUGAAAAAUUGCUCCGCAUCUGAACUGGAGUGUUUAGUAUCUUUUAUUAAUGAGGGAUAUAGUGCUCUGAAAUAUUUUGAAGAUUUUGUUAGUGAUAACCUUGCUUCUUGGACCAUAACCUUCCUUAGACUCUUCGGUGAUUUGUUAAUGUGCGAUACAAAAACCAAUGUAAAAGCUAACACCAAACAAAUCUUGGCCGAAACCUAUACCUGUAUAAAAAAUAACUAAGUUGUAUACAAGUUAUUAAAUCAGUUCAAAAAAUAUAGUGUUUCAAUAAUCUAACCUAGAUUAAGUUUUAUAAUUUCCCUUAAGACUAACGCCUAUAUAUUCCAAAAGAAAUUAAGAUAUCGCUAAAGUGAUUUGGACGCUAAAAAUGUCAUGAUUCAACAUGUUUAUAUUAUUCCCAUAGACUUAGAUAUUAUAGAUGUUGUAUAUAUAAACUGCCCUGUAAACAUUCAAUAGAAUUACCUUUUGGAUAA
Messenger RNA from Anthonomus grandis grandis, 1050 nucleotides. RefSeq lists its product as uncharacterized. The transcript has 2 exons. The coding region runs from base 95 to 799 and encodes 234 amino acids. The record is from RefSeq and is a predicted model, not a curated record. NCBI's taxonomy places the organism in Eukaryota, Metazoa, Arthropoda, Insecta, Coleoptera, Curculionidae.